This is a messenger RNA of Leishmania major strain Friedlin, 1044 nucleotides long. RefSeq lists its product as hypothetical. Gene Ontology annotation, cellular component: nucleus; tRNA (m1A) methyltransferase complex. Gene Ontology annotation, biological process: tRNA methylation. The record is from RefSeq and is a predicted model, not a curated record. The transcript has a single exon. NCBI's taxonomy places the organism in Eukaryota, Euglenozoa, Kinetoplastea, Trypanosomatida, Trypanosomatidae. Bases 1 to 1044 code for a protein of 347 amino acids.
AUGCUCUUGCGUGAUACGCGCGCAUACCCCAACACCCCGCAACUCUGCACGAGGAUGCUUGCUCAUCGCGGCACAAUUGCCAAGGAUGGCGAUGUAGUGCUCGUUGUGCAUGGUCACCAGAACAUCGUCCCUCUUGUGCUGCAGCGCGGCGCUGUUCUGCACUGCAAGGCCGGCAAGUUUGACCACAACAACAUCAUUGGCCAACCCCUCGGCAUAUAUGUUAAGGGACGUAGCAAUCAGAAAAACGACCCGCGGGAGCCGUCGGUGCUCGUUUUGCAGAACAGCGCAGACAUGUGGACGCAAGCGGUGCCGCACCGCACGCAGAUCAUUUACGAUACCGACAUCGCCGUCAUUCUUUCAAACCUGCGCCUCGGGCCUGGUAAGAAGGUGGUGGAGGCGGGGACGGGUAGCGGAAGCCUGACCCACUCCCUGGCCAAGGCGGUAGCCCCGAGCGGGUGCGUGUACACCUGUGACUUUCACAAGCAACGCUGCCUGGAGGCGCGUGCCGAGUUUCGUGGCAACGGCCUCGACUCCCACCUCGUAUGCAGUCAGUGGCGUGACGUGUGCACUACCAACACGGGCGCCGCUGACGUCGUCGACGGCGUUGAUGCGGAUGUCGCGGCAAUGGAGGCGCCGCUCACCGGCUUUGGCGUGCCGGCAGCUUCAGUAGACGCCAUCUUCCUCGAUGUUCCCGCACCGUGGGCGGCCAUCGAGAACGUUUGCCAUGUGCUCAAGGAGGGUGGGAUGCUGUGCACCUUCUCGCCUUGCGUGGAGCAGACGCAGCGGACAGUGGAGGCGCUGCGGGCCGCUCCGCACCACUUCGUCGACAUCCGCACAGUGGAAGCCCUCACGAAGUUCUUCGAACCCGUCUUCAAGCGUGCACGCGAUGCACCCGAUCGAGACUGCACCAAGUUCCGCGCGAGCUGCGUGUCGAAGGGCCAUAGCGCCUACUUGACUGUAGCGCGACGGCGCCUGGCCAAGUCGGAAAGGCUCGAGGCGAGUGGGGCGGAGAAGAACGGCGUGGAGGGAGCAACAACGGCGUAG